ACAAGCAUAAAAAAAUCUUAGGGUUAGGUUUGAUUAGGAGCAUUGUGGCUCUCGCAUACAAUACAACAAGGUUUUUUUCUUUAUCAAUUAAUAGAAAAGGUUUACAAGAAUAUCUAUGAUGUAUACGGAUAAUUUUAUGUUUUUGGUGUAAAUGUAUACGGAUAAUUUCCAGAAUAUCUAGGAUUAUCUAAAUAUAUACUAAAUAAAUAUUUCUUCAGGGUUCCACCCUUAAAUUAUAAGGUCAAGUGCUGUGUCUCAGUUUUUCGGCUAUCCUUUCUCCUCUUCUGAGCAGCUAUCAUGGCGACGAUCACAAAUAUAUCAACCUCCUUCUACAAAUAUCAUCAUGAUCAUUCCUCCUCAAAAACUCUUUUACCAGUUUCGAAACUAGCUCUUCCUUUUGCCAUAAAUCCUCGAAAACCCUCCUACAUCCAUUGCCGUAGCAAACACGGUUCUCUCUCCUGCUCUGCAGUUCUCAACUCACUUCCUGAAGACCUCUCCCGCAGGGGCUCUGAUAUCCUCGUUGAGUCCCUUGAACGUCAAGGCGUUGAAACCGUCUUCGCAUACCGUGGAUCCGUAUCCACGCAAGGCGUUGAAGCAGCCUACGCAUACCAUGGAGACAUCUCCCGUGGAUCCACGGAGCUCUACCGCGCGCUCAAGCGCUCCUCCGUGAUCCGUCGCAUCCCUUCCCACAACGUUAAAAGUGCACUUUUUGCAGCUGAGGGCUACGCUCGGUCCUCUGGAAAACCUGGAAUCUGUAUUAUAGCCGCCUCUAACCGCGGAGGUGACUAUCUCGCUAGCUGUCUAUCUGACACUUGCGUCCCCCUUGUGGCCAUAACCAGCCAAUACCUUAAGGACGAGACGUCAAUGCGUUUGAUGACGAAACAUAUAUUUCAAGUGAUGAAUGUAGAGGAUAUCCCCAAGAUCAUCGAGGAAGCCUUCUUUCUAGCUACUUCCGGUCGUCCCGGUCUUGUUUUGAUUAAUCUUCCCGAGGAUAUUCAGAAAUAUUAUGCUGUUCCUAGUUGGGAAUCUUACUGGGAGCAGAUUUUUAGCUUAAUAAAAGAAGCUAAAAAACCUAUGUUGUAUGUUGGAGGUGGCUGUCUGAACUCCAUCGAUGAACUGAAUAGAUUUGUCCAACUUACAGGAAUCCCUGUCACUAGUGCAAUAAUGGGACUUGGAUCUUACCCUUCCAACGAUGUUUUUUCGUUACAAACAUUUGGAAUGCAAAGGACAGUGUAUGCAAAUCACGCUUUAAAAGAAUGCGAUCUUUUGCUAGCUUUUGGGGUUGGUUCCGACGAGCCUUUACCUAGCAAGGCUAAAACAGUUCAUGUCGACAUCGACGCAUCAGGAGAUUAUGAGAGACCUCUUGUACCAGUGCGCGUAGAUGUUAAGUUGGCUUUUCAAGAGAUGAAUAAGAUUCUUGAGGAACGAGACGAUGAGCUCAAGCUUGAUUUUAAACUCUGGAGGAUUGAGUUGAAAGAGUAUAAGCAAAACACACCGUUGAGUUUCAAGCCACCUAAAGAGGCCAUCCCUCCACAGUUUGUGAUUCAAGUCCUUAAUGAGCUAACCGAUGGUAACGCCUUUAUAACUACUGGUGCCGGGCAUCAUCAUAUGUGGGCGGCGCAGUUUUACAAGUGUAAGAAACCCAUGCACUGGCUAGCAUCAAGAGGCUUCGAAGCAAUGGGGUUCGGACUCUCCGCUGCCAUUGGAGCGUCUGUUGCAAACCCUGAUGUGGUUGUUGUGUACAUUGACGGAGACAGGAGCUUCCUAAAGAAUGCGCCGUACUUGCCUACUAUCGUGACAGAGAAUCUUCCAGUGAAGAUACUUAUACUAGACAACGAGUACAUUGGUGUCUCCCAGGCGGGAGAUAUGUGUUACAAGAAAUCUUUUCUCGGUGAUAAGGCGACAACAAUACUACCUGAUAUGCUCAAGGUUGCAGAAAUUUGUAAGAUUCCAGGGAGGAGAGUGUCGAGGAGAGAAGAAGUACGAGGGGCUAUACAGGCCAUGCUCGACACACCUGGUCCAUAUAUGUUGGAUGUGAUAGUUCCGGAUGAGAGGGAAAUAUUUUAGGAUGAAAUACUAAAGCGAUCGAUUAGGGUGGUGAUUAUCUAACUUUGUAUAUAUAUGCAAAUGUAAACUUUAGUGCUAUUUCUAGAUUUUUAGUAAAUUAAUAUUUAUGUGCUGAACUGCUACUUGAUUUACUAGCCACUGCCACUGGUUCAACCGCUAAUUAACUUGGCCUUAGAUGGUUUAUUAAAUUGGCACUUGUUCGGUUGCGUCUCUCAAUCUUCAUCCCGGCUUAUUUGUGAUAUAUAUGGUAGUAUAUAUUAGAGUGAUUCGAAAGAAUUGAUUUGAUUACCGAUAUUAUUAAAGUGCACUUAUCUUUUGGAACACACAUUAAAAAAAAAAUUAAAAUUAAAAAUGAUUGAGCUGAAGUAUUUAAAUGAUGGGAAAUCAUAUGGUUAGUAAAACUAAUUUUGAGCCUCCAAAAAUUAAUGGGGAGAUCCAGAGACUGAGUGAGUGGGCGAAAGACUCAUUGGCAGAGACGGUCAGACACAUGAGUUGGUUCACAAUCUGCGUACUCAGCCCUCAUUUCAUCAGCUACUCUCCCCUCAUUUCAUUGGUCAUUGGCUUAGUUGCGGAGGAAACUAACUACUUCAGUGAAACUGAAAAACACCCUAUGGUUAGCAUUGUUCUUGCUUCACUCAUUUACAUUCCCUUCAUUCAAACUUCUUCUAAUUCACCUUCAGUUACCAUUUAUAUAAACCCCUUUGUCAACAGUGUGAAAAUGAUCUAACUAAUUCAAUGUCGAAAUCCAUCUUUUAAUAGAAUGAUAAAGAAGCAUAAUCAAAUAGUUCUGAACUUGA
Messenger RNA from Brassica napus (rape), 2864 nucleotides. RefSeq names its product acetolactate synthase 3, chloroplastic-like. Gene Ontology annotation, molecular function: acetolactate synthase activity; thiamine pyrophosphate binding; magnesium ion binding. Gene Ontology annotation, biological process: L-valine biosynthetic process. The record is from RefSeq and is a predicted model, not a curated record. Lineage: Eukaryota; Viridiplantae; Streptophyta; Magnoliopsida; Brassicales; Brassicaceae. The transcript has a single exon. Gene Ontology annotation, cellular component: acetolactate synthase complex. The coding region runs from base 298 to 2067 and encodes 589 amino acids.